AUUUAAUUUAUACACUUUGAUGGUGUCUGUUUGAACUGGUUGUGGUUAAUAGCGUCAUCUGUGAGAUAAUAAUUUAGUCAUCGAGCGCCCAUCGAGUAUAUAAGUGACAUAGCAAUCGAGUGUGAGCACGCAGUACAUUGCAACUUUGUUAACAAAGAAACAAGUGCCCUAUCGUUAGCGAUGCGUUCCGUCAGUGUCGUGUUGAUUCUCGUAGUGGCAGCAAUGGCGAGCUCUGCGCCCUCUGACUUAAGUCCUCCCCCAAAGGAGCAUUACGACUUAGAAAGGGCCGAUGAACUCUUCGAACAAUUCAUAAAGGACUACGAAAGGGAAUAUAAGGAUGAAAAUGAUAAACAAGUGCAUUUCCAAGCGUUCGUCGAGAGCUUGAAGAAGAUCAAUAAGUUGAACGAGGAGAGCACAAGCGCCACUUUCGGUAUUAACAAAUUCGCCGACUACACUGAGGACGAGAGGAAGAAUAUGUUCGGUUUAAGAUUGCCAAAGCAGUAAACGAAGUACCUGAAGCAGACGAAAAAAACAUUUGAAUAAAACUAUUUUAUUAUUAUGAUUAAUUUUCUAUGAUUGUAAAAUUUUAAAAUAAAUGUAAUUUCUUUUAUAUCA
This is a messenger RNA of Spodoptera frugiperda (fall armyworm), 615 nucleotides long. RefSeq lists its product as uncharacterized. NCBI's taxonomy places the organism in Eukaryota, Metazoa, Arthropoda, Insecta, Lepidoptera, Noctuidae. The coding region runs from base 181 to 504 and encodes 107 amino acids. The record is from RefSeq and is a predicted model, not a curated record. The transcript has 2 exons.